AUGAGCUCGAUCCGGUCCAUCAUUACCACCCCCCGGGACAACUCACUGCCCACCGAGUCCGUCUCGCCCCGCGAACGUCCGUUCCACUGCCCCGUGCCGUCGUGCCACGGCCGUUUCCAGCGCAAGUUCACGCUCCGUGAGCACAUGAAGACGCACACGGGCGAGAAGCCGUACCAGUGUCCGAUCCGGUCGUGCGCCAAGCGCUUCAGCACGUCGGGCAACUUGGCGCGCCACCGACGGCUCCACUUGCUCAAGAAACUCGAGUGCCCCGUCCAGGGCUGCACCCGCAUCUUCACGAAAGCCGACAAGCUCGCGCGCCACUUGCAGAACCACCUCGGCAGCGUCGCGCACAUUUGCGUCGUCGAGAGCUGCAACAAGACGUUCAGCACGGCCGGGAACCUCACGCGCCACUUGCGGACGCAACACGCGCCCGGCGCGGUCGCUGCGGCGCGGGCGGCGGCGCCGCUGCACCUCCGGAUGCCGUGUGUGCGCCCGAGUCCGCCCUUUUUGACCGACUAUGCGGCCUGGACGUCGGACGCACCUGCGUCUCCGACCGCCAGUAGCACGAGCAGCAGCAGCAGCACUACUACUACGGGUAGUACGACUUCUACUGCUGCUGCUGCUCGUGAGCUGACUUCGAGCACGACGGACGAGACGAAUGUCUCGGAUCACGAGAUCCUCGACGUACUACAGUGUCUCUUUGUCGACGACAUGGCCGCGGCAGCCGCUGAACACUACCGACUGCAGAGCGACCAGCCCGUUCUGAUUUACCUCUGA
Messenger RNA from Hyaloperonospora brassicae, 777 nucleotides. NCBI's taxonomy places the organism in Eukaryota, Oomycota, Peronosporomycetes, Peronosporales, Peronosporaceae. The record is from the annotation of a GenBank genome assembly.